This is a messenger RNA of Porites lobata, 860 nucleotides long. The record is from the annotation of a GenBank genome assembly. Lineage: Eukaryota; Metazoa; Cnidaria; Anthozoa; Scleractinia; Poritidae.
AUGAAAAGGCUUCAUUCGAGUGGUAACACCAUAGGAUUUCAUCCACAGACUCAGAAGUUGGAAGUACAUAAAUAGUAUGAUGUGAAAGUACUGCUGAAGAUGUUUCAUUUGAAUGGUAACACCAUAAUACUUCAUCCACAAAUCAAACUGAAAUAGAGCUGUGUUAAAUGAUUUGUGGCCGGCCCGCGAUUUAAUACUGAAUUUAACAGUCUCGGUGUGUGGUUUUGUUAGUGUUUUUUUUGUUUUGUUUUCAGAGCUAAAGAACCUGCAAGUACAUGGCUCGAAAGAUGGUAAGGUUACCUAGUAAAACGAAAGUCGUGCCCACUUUUAUAAACGCCCCUGCCUGAUAGUCAGGAUAGUUGUCUCGCUUAGAUGGCCACAUAAAGUGGCGUCGAAACGCAGGCAUAUUACUAUAGAAAGCAAGGGCGUUGUCAUGUAAUUUCUCAGUUUUCAAAACCCUCUUUGUUUUACUGCUUUUCCGUUUAUUUUUUUUAGAAUGUCAAAAUUACAAAAACCUGACGAGUGCUGACCGAAACGUGAAUUAUGGUAAAAGUGGCGUCGAAUGUGAUGCAGAUAUUGUUCCUGGGUGGUUUCGGUUUCAAGGCGAGGCAGGAACACAGAUGGCAACUACAUGCCCACCACACUGGAGCUGUAACAGUGGUGCGAAUGGCUGGAUGAAGGGGGAGUUGCCCUCAGUGGCAGAUGGAAGGGUCACCAGGAUGGCCUGUUUCCAAUUUAAUAAUCAGUGCUGUUUCUACUUCAAAUAUAUUCAAGUUAGAAAUUGCGGUGAAUACUAUGUUUACUAUCUCAAUGGCACUCCAGAUAACAAGUGCUACGUCCGCUACUGCGGUAGCGAUUGA